Molecule: messenger RNA, 1794 nt
Organism: Owenia fusiformis
Lineage: Eukaryota; Metazoa; Annelida; Polychaeta; Sabellida; Oweniidae
Source: the annotation of a GenBank genome assembly
UUCCAUACGAUUGCAGUUUAUGUUGAUCGUUUAUUUUGCGUAAUCCAGUAGCUGAUGCUGAAUUUUUUCAAAAAUGAAAAUAUUUUUAAGUUCGGUCAAAAUCGAAGAUUCGAACUGUGAUCAGAACAGUAUUCUGAUGUCUCUGUGAACUUUACAACAGAAGUGUGAGGAUAUUGAAUGCGAAAAUGGCAAAAAGUAGUCGGAAUCCAGACAUUGCUAAAAAGGUGGAGUUGAUCAAGGAAGUGCACCAGCUGGAAAUAAAGGUCCAAAACAUGGAGCGAGAGAAGACAACCCACCUCUACAACAGACGCAAUGACUUCAGAGAGGAGUUCCGACAUCUGGAAGAGCUGGACCGAAAAUUAUCAACAGAUCAGAAAACUGAAAAGAGCAAGCUGCAGCAACAGUUGACCAAGAUACGAACAAAUGUGAGGAAGUUUCACAGAGAACUUAAAGAUGUCAAACCUACACCCGAGUUUGUUGAGAAGUUAAAGGUUAUCAUGGAAGAUAUUGAAGGGACCAUCUCAAACUUUAAACAGCAGCAGAGACUCAUGUAUGAAGAACUUCUUCAUGAAGAAAAGUCAAAUGAACAAGACAUCCUAGCCCUGGAGAAGAAAUUUGAAUCAUGGUCUCAAUUGCCCGCACCUGUAUCAGCCAGGCCCACUUUCAAACCUGUCAGGUCUGCGCGUGAUGUCACAAAAGAUCUCCCUCCUGAAGUGGCUGAAUUUGAGAGAUUCCUACAGCAAACAGGAGGAAUGAGGGGAGGUUGGGAUGAUUACGAUCACGGAACAUUCAUGAAGUUUAGGAAUAAACACAAGGGUAAGACUAAAUUCCUCCGUGAAGCAAUCUCUGCAAUUCCUACAAAGACAGCUGAUGAGGUGAGGGACCAUGAGAAUUGGUACCAGGAGUUCCUGAUGCUCAAUGACAGGAAGAAAGAAGCCAUACAGAAAUGGAGAGACAGAAAGCAGGAGGAAAAAGAUGAGGUGUUUAACCAGUCAGAUUCCUCAGAUGACAGUGUUAAUGAUGAGGACAAGAAAAAGAUGGCGUUACAAGCUAAGAUUGAGAGAGAAAGACGGGAGAGAGCUGGGCAGUUAAACUCAUGGAAGGUUCAGAAGGAACUGGAGCGGGCAGAGAGGGAGGAAAAACAAUUGAGAGAACAGCUCAUUGAAAUGAGGAAAAAAGAAAAGAGUCAAGAAAGACAGCGUGAAAUGCGAGCCAAGGUGGCUGACUACAAACAACAGAAAGACGAAGAAGAGCAGAUUAAACAAGAGAUUGAAUUCAUGGAGAAACAAGCCAAUGAGGAUAUUAGAAGACGCAUUGGGAAUAAGGAAAUCGCCCGAUUCAAAGAAAGGGACAACCACCUUGUGCAAAGCAAACUAGAGAAAGAGAGACAAAGGGCAGAGGAGGAGAGAGAGAAACAAAAGAGACUCCAACGUUUGAAAGGCCAGGUGAAGGUACAUGUAACAAGGGAUCCAAAUAGAUUACUAAAGCCAACCAAGGGCUGGGAGGAGAGACAGAAAGAUCAGACUAAAUCCGGGGGACAGGUCCUACAUGUGCAACAUAAGGCUGUACCUUCUUGGAGAGCUGGACUUGGCUAGUAGUUCAUGUCGUGUGCAUUUAUGGCUGCAAGACAGUGCAAGUAUAUAUGGAUUGUGGACUAAGAAUGGCAGAUACAGUUGAAUGUGGACUGCAAAUGGGAUAAAGAUCGGUGGAAGUAGAUGGGAGAAAUAGUUUAAAGUCUUACUUAUGGCAGGUGGCAACUGUACAUGCAGAUGGCAGUAAAAUAUGGCGAGUAUG